AAUAUGGAGCUUAAACUUGUCUUCAUCGCCGUCCGAACAAAUCUUUGGAUUAAGUCCGGCUUAUGGUUCCAAACUGAAGCACUUCAUCUCCAUGCAGGCGCUGCCCAAUUCCUUUCCGACACUCCGUCUGCAAUUCGGCCAUCGCUGCCGCCGCUUCAUUUUCCUUUCUCUCCGUCCCAAAACCACCGGAUUGCCGAUGAUAACCACUUCUUCGGCCGCCUCCGAUUCCAACCGUACUUCCAGUGCCGGCGCAUUCACGACGCUCAAGGAGAGAGUCAUCUUUGAAAAAGAAAUUAAGAAGAGCAAAUUCAUUGCUAUCGCUAGCCCUGUUUUGGACGAACGCACUGCUUUGUCCUUCCUUUCCGAGGUUCGCCAGCCGCGUGCCACGCACAAUUGUUGGGCUUAUAAGAUUGGAGAUCAAUUUCGAAGUAAUGAUGAUGGUGAACCAUCUGGCACAGCAGGCAAACCUAUACACUCUGCAAUUGAAUCAUCCGGGAUUGAUAGAGUUAUGGUGGUUGUUAUCAGGUAUUUUGGUGGGAUCAAACUUGGCACCGGAGGAUUAGUUAGAGCUUAUGGAGGGGUGGCUGCAGAAUGCCUGAGAAAUGCACCAACUUGUCUUGUAAAAUCCAAAGUUCCUAUGGGAUUGGAGGUGCCUUUUGAUAUUUUGGGAGUUGUGUACCAUCGACUUCAGUGUUUUGAAGUGGAGGACAUACAUCAGGAUUAUGAGACUGGAAAAGAUAAUGUUGUAAUGGUGACUUUUAAGGUGGACUUGGACCGGGCAGAAAGUUUGGAAGAUGCUUUAAAGGCGAGUUGCAGCCGUGAUAUUGUGUUUUACAAAUAAAAAUGAUGAAGUGCAUCAGCAUGCCUUGAUCUGAUCUGAUCUAACCUUAUCUGAGGAUGGAUAUUGAUGAUUCUUUGUUACUCAGUCACUCACUCAUUGAGGCAGCCUCAGUUGUAGGUAUGCUGUAAAGUUCAGUGUUUCUUCAAUCCAUCUAUUCCAUGUCUGUUAAAAAGUAUUUUGAAUUAUUUUAGGAAUGAAUAAUCAUAAUUUGAAUAAAAUUUAGGCAGUGGAUGUUGCCAAAUA
This is a messenger RNA of Andrographis paniculata, 1084 nucleotides long. RefSeq lists its product as uncharacterized. Lineage: Eukaryota; Viridiplantae; Streptophyta; Magnoliopsida; Lamiales; Acanthaceae. The transcript has 6 exons. The record is from RefSeq and is a predicted model, not a curated record. Gene Ontology annotation, biological process: regulation of translational initiation. The coding region runs from base 92 to 841 and encodes 249 amino acids. Gene Ontology annotation, cellular component: cytoplasm.